This is a messenger RNA of Cyanistes caeruleus (blue tit), 1725 nucleotides long. The record is from RefSeq and is a predicted model, not a curated record. Lineage: Eukaryota; Metazoa; Chordata; Aves; Passeriformes; Paridae.
CCCAGAUUUUUCCCGUUGUCAUUCCCAGAUUUUUCCUGUCAUUCCCAGGUUACAUCGGGGUGGUGAACCGGAGCCAGAAGGACAUCGACGGCCGCAAGGACAUCCCCAUUAUUCCCAUUGUUACUCCCAUUGUUACUCCCAUUGUUACUCCCAUUGUUACUCCUGUUAUUCCUGUUGUCAUUCCCAGAUUUUUCCCAGGUUAUUCCCAGAUUUUUCCCGUCAUUCCCAUUGUUUUUCCCGUUAUUCCCAGGUUAUAUCGGGGUGGUGAACCGGAGCCAGAAGGACAUCGACGGCCGCAAGGACAUCCCCACCAUCCCCAUUACUCCCAUUGUUACUCCCAUUGUUACUCCUGUUAUUCCCAGGUUAUUCCCAGGUCAUUCCCAGAUUUUUCCUGUCAUUCCCAGGUUACAUCGGGAUUGUUAACCGGAGCCAGAAGGACAUCGACGGCCGCAAGGACACCCCCAUUACUCCCAUUGUUACUCCCAUUAUUGUUACUCCCAUUGUUACUCCCAUUAUUGUUACUCCCAUUGUUACUCCCAUCAUGCCCAGAUUUUUCCCAGGUCAUUCCCAGAUUUUUCCUGUCAUUCCCAGAUUUUUCUGUCAUUCCCAGGAUACAUCGGGGUUGUUAACCGGAGCCAGAAGGACAUCGACGGCCGCAAGGACAUCCCCAUUACUCCCAUUGUUACUCCCAUUGUUACCCCCAUUGUUACUCCCAUCACUCCCAGAUUUUUCCCAUCAUUCCCAGGUUUUUCCCGUUGUCAUUCCCAGAUUUUUCCUGUCAUUCCCAGGUUACAUCGGGGUGGUGAACCGGAGCCAGAAGGACAUCGACGGCCGCAAGGACACCCCCACCAUCCCCAUUACUCCCAUUGUUACUCCCAUUGUUACUCCCAUUGUUACUCCCAUCACUCCCAGAUUUUUCCCAGGUUAUUCCCAGGUCAUUCCCAGAUUUUUCCCAUCAUUCCCAUUGUUUUUCCUGUCAUUCCCAGGUUAUAUCGGGGUGGUGAACCGGAGCCAGAAGGACAUCGACGGCCGCAAGGACACCCCCACCAUCCCCAUUACUCCCAUUGUUACUCCCAUUGUUACUCCCAUUGUUACUCCCAUCACUCCCAGAUUUUUCCCAGGUUAUUCCCAGAUUUUUCCCGUCAUUCCCAGAUUUUUCCCGUUAUUCCCAGGUUACAUCGGGGUUGUGAACCGGAGCCAGAAGGACAUCGACGGCCGCAAGGACACCCCCAUUAUUCCCAUUGUUACUCCCAUUGUUACUCCCAUUGUUACUCCCAUUGUUACUCCCAUUGUUACUCCCAUCGUUACUCCCAUCACUCCCAGAUUUUUCCCAGGUUAUUCCCAGAUUUUUCCCGUCAUUCCCAGAUUUUCCUGUCAUUCCCAGGUUACAUUGGGGUUGUUAACCGGAGCCAGAAGGACAUCGACGGCCGCAAGGACAUCCCCAUUACUCCCAUUGUUACUCCCAUUAUUGUUACUCCCAUUGUUACUCCCAUCAUGCCCAGAUUUUUCCCAGGUCAUUCCCAGAUUUUUCCCGUCAUUCCCAGAUUUUUCCUGUCAUUCCCAGGAUACAUCGGGGUUGUUAACCGGAGCCAGAAGGACAUCGACGGCCGCAAGGACAUCCGCGCCGCUCUGGCCGCCGAGCGCAAAUUCUUCCUUUCGCACCCCUCCUAUCGCCACAUGGCCGAGCGCAUGGGGACCCCUCACCUCCAGCGCGUCCUCAACCAG